AUGACGCGAUUCAUACUCAGCAACAAUUAUUUUAGGCCAAAUCACCAGAAAGGGUUUCUACCCGGGAUUUCUGGAUGCCUAGAACACAACACCUUGCUGUCGGAGAGUUUGAAAGAUGCUAGAAAAAGCGAGCGGCAAAUUACAGUUUGUUGGAUAGACUUAGAGAACGCGUUCGGGUCGAUACAACACGAGUUGAUGCUAUUCGCGCUUAGAUGGUAUAACUUUCCACCCUUAGUUAGCGAUAUGAUUGCGUCGUAUUACUCAAAAUUAAAGUUUUCUAUUAUAACUAAAGAAGGCCCUUCAAAAAGUUUGAGUUACAAUGUAGGACUAUUCCAAGGGUGCUGUUUAUCUCCAAUAGUAUUUAAUAUUGUAAUCAAUAUCCUAGUAGAUAUACUUAUCAGCAAUGAGAAAAAAUGGGGGUAUCGGUUUAAGUUCAAUAACAAAUACACGGAAUCCAUUUUAGCCUUCGCUGACGAUCUCGCAAUACUGACACGUCACCCCAAACACUGUCAAGUACUAUUGGAUGAAGUGGAUAAAUUCUGUGAGUGGACGGAUGGAUUGAGGACAAAACCAAGUAAAUGUCACUGUCUGUGUCUUGGUAGGCGGAAUACAAGAUACACCUCAUACGAUCCGGGACUAUCGAUAGGCGGUCAAUGCGUUUCUACGGUUACGGAAAAUGCACCAUUCAAGUUUCUCGGUCGUAAGAUUGAUAAUAUAGGUCGUACUCCAUCUUUAGAAGGAAUAGUAGAUAGCUUUUUAAAUGAUCUCAACAAGGUAGAUAGCCAGCAGAUCAGUAACGUAAAAAAAGCAUGGAUCUACGAUAAUUACUUAACUUCACGUUUGAAUUGGCCUUUCCUCGUCUAUGAUUUUAGUAAAACCCUUUUAUCUAAAUUAGAUGCAGGCGUCAUAAAGAUGUUGAAGUUGUGGCUCGGGGUCGCGCUAACGGCUGACUCAUCGGCUUUAUUCAGGGAUCGUAAUAGUUUUGGGAUGAAUCUAAAAAGACCAUCGGAGCUCUACAAACACCUAAGAGUUUCCAAGAGACAUAUCCUGGGAAAAUCCCAUGAUGACGUCGUUACAUCACUCCCAAAAGACAAUGAUGCCCCAGAGCUAGAGUCACGACUUCAAUUCCAUAAACAAUUUAUGAUCGGAGCGCAAAAUAACAGAGUAGGGUUAGGAUCAAGUAGGAAAGUCCAAGAUACGGAUAUAUUGAAGUCUUUUAUUCGGCAAGACGAGAACGAUAAAUACAAGAUCCAUGCAAUGAGUUUAGAAAUGCAGAACGAUUGGUUAGACAUAGGAGAUUUUUGCAUUCCACUAGCACUAAAAUGGCGCACCCUAAUUCAUGACUGGUCGCCAGCCUUGCUAAAAUUUUAUCUCAAUGCGUUCCAGAUGACUCUCCCAGAUCAGAGUAAUUUAGUAAGAUGGGGUAAAGGUACCGAAAAAACUUGCUAUAUCUGCGGAAAGGCAGUUGGAACUGCCAAGCAUUUGCUGGUGGGAUGUAAGGUUCUCCUGGACAGCGGUCAAUACUCGCGUCGUCACGAUAGGGUUUUAGAGAUCAUACGUGAAGCGGUUAGUCUUUCGGUAGCCAGAGCGCAAAGGGAAAUAACCACAAACGAGCGAUCAAUAGGUUUUGUGAGAGAGGGCACCAGGGCUAUAAAAUCAAACGUCAAGCCUUACUCUAUCCUUAAAGCGGCUUCGGAUUGGACUAUCAUGAUGGAUACGUAUGAGAAACAAUACAAAAUCCCCGAGGAUAUUUGUGCGUCGGCCUCCAGACCAGACAUAUUUCUAUAUUCGCGUAUUUUAAAGCGCGUUGUGAUGAUAGAGCUUACGGUGCCUUGGGAAACCAACAUCCCCAAAGACCAUGCCAUCAAGGUCAAUAAGUAUUACGAGCUCACUAACGAACUAACUCGAAAUAGGUUCGUCGUUGAUUUGUACGCGGUAGAGGUGGGAGCGAGAGGUGUAACAGCUAAAUCUCUCUAUAACCUACUAAAAGACUUGGGCCUGUCCAGAACUAACAUUAAUUCAUUCUUAGAACGUACGUCGAAGGCAGCCCUAGUAGGUUCUUUUCAAAUUUGGUUAGGUAGGGAGAGGAACUUGGACAGUGGAGUCCGAGAGGGGGGGCGGAAGAUCUGUCCACCGGUCGAUUUAAACGGCGAAAACGGCGCGAAUACGGACUUGAAAUGCCCUACGUGCGGGAAAAAUUACAAGAGACGAGCCUGGUACAUUAAACACCUAAAAACACAUAAUGGUGUUGAAGCGCGACAAUCGUUGGUAAGUUCUUCAAUUAUCACUUCGGAUAGAGUUGACCCUCACGUAUCCCAUGGUGAACCAUUAACUGGAAACCACCAGGAGUCCAUUAACAUCCGGACACGUCUUAGCAUUCCUAACAUGAAACAAUCGACUUGGAAAGUUCACGACGACAAUUUAGCGGUCCUGUUAGAGCAUCCGGGCUCGAAGCAGGAAUUGAACUCGCAGGUAGAAACUUUCCAAAAUACCGUUUAUGACUACUUCAACGAGCAAUAUCCACCACGUAAUCAUUACGCUCGCAAAAAUAAAGAAAAUUCGUUCAAGAUAAAAAUGAGGAAGAAAAAACGGGAAUUAAUAAAAAAUCUACGUAUAGCCAAAGCUCUAGGCGACAACCACCUUAGUCAUCAGCUAGCUAGGGCGUUAAGGUCAAUCCUUAAAUUAAUUCAAGGAAUAUCGGCACAAACUGCAGAAUAUCGCGGUAAUUUUGACCGGGCCAAACAGGAAGUAGAUUUUGAUAAAAACCCUUUUGAGUAUUCGAAAACCAUUUUUAAGAAAGAACGCGGACAGCUUCUCUUGACCAACGAUCAAAUUUACGACCAUUUCAAGAGCACAUACGAAGUGCCUAAAAGUGUAAGGCUCUAUACGGAUCCAAACGAACAAAAACCGGAAAUUCCUCAUAUCGAUUUUCACGGCAUACCACCAACGUUAGACGAAAUAAGUAGUCACAUAAAGAGGAAAUCAUCUAAAUCUGUACCGGGCCCCGAUGGUAUCCCAUAUAUAGUCUUUAAAAAAUGUCCAUCGGUUCGUAAACACCUCAUAAAUAUAUACGGCAAAAUCUGGUCAAGGAAGCAAAACCCGGAGUGUUUCGGGAAAGCAAUGUUUGUCCUCAUUCCCAAAAAAGAUCGAGUUACCGAUCCGAAAGAUACUAGACCGAUAGCCUUAACAAAUACAAUAUCUAAAAUCUUUUUCUCGGUCCUACAAACGAGAAUGACGCGAUUCAUGCUCAGCAACAAUUAUUUUAGGCCAAAUCACCAGAAAGGGUUUCUACCCGGGAUUUCUGGAUGCCUAGAACACAACACCUUGCUGUCGGAGAGUUUGAAAGAUGCUAGAAAAAGCGAGCGGCAAAUUACAGUUUGUUGGAUAGACUUAGAGAACGCGUUCGGGUCGAUACAACACGAGUUGAUGCUAUUCGCGCUUAGAUGGUAUAACUUUCCACCCUUAGUUAGCGAUAUGAUUGCGUCGUAUUACUCAAAAUUAAAGUUUUCUAUUAUAACUAAAGAAGGCCCUUCAAAAAGUUUGAGUUACAAUGUAGGACUAUUCCAAGGGUGCUGUUUAUCUCCAAUAGUAUUUAAUAUUGUAAUCAAUAUCCUAGUAGAUAAACUUAUCAGCAAUGAGAAAAAAUGGGGGUAUCGGUUUAAGUUCAAUAACAAAUACACGGAAUCCAUUUUAGCCUUCGCUGACGAUCUCGCAAUACUGACACGUCACCCCAAACACUGUCAAGUACUAUUGGAUGAAGUGGAUAAAUUCUGUGAGUGGACGGAUGGAUUGAGGACAAAACCAAGUAAAUGUCACUGUCUGUGUCUUGGUAGGCGGAAUACAAGAUACACCUCAUACGAUCCGGGACUAUCGAUAGGCGGUCAAUGCGUUUCUACGGUUACGGAAAAUGCACCAUUCAAGUUUCUCGGUCGUAAGAUUGAUAAUAUAGGUCGUACUCCAUCUUUAGAAGGAAUAGUAGAUAGCUUUUUAAAUGAUCUCAACAAGGUAGAUAGCCAGCAGAUCAGUAACGUAAAAAAAGCAUGGAUCUACGAUAAUUACUUAACUUCACGUUUGAAUUGGCCUUUCCUCGUCUAUGAUUUUAGUAAAACCCUUUUAUCUAAAUUAGAUGCAGGCGUCAUAAAGAUGUUGAAGUUGUGGCUCGGGCUCGCGCUAACGGCUGACUCAUCGGCUUUAUUCAGGGAUCGUAAUAGUUUUGGGAUGAAUCUAAAAAGACCAUCGGAGCUCUACAAACACCUAAGAGUUUCCAAGAGACAUAUCCUGGGAAAAUCCCAUGAUGACGUCGUUACAUCACUCCCAAAAGACAAUGAUGCCCCAGAGCUAGAGUCACGACUUCAAUUCCAUAAACAAUUUAUGAUCGGAGCGCAAAAUAACAGAGUAGGGUUAGGAUCAAGUAGGAAAGUCCAAGAUACGGAUAUAUUGAAGUCUUUUAUUCGGCAAGACGAGAACGAUAAAUACAAGAUCCAUGCAAUGAGUUUAGAAAUGCAGAACGAUUGGUUAGACAUAGGAGAUUUUUGCAUUCCACUAGCACUAAAAUGGCGCACCCUAAUUCAUGACUGGUCGCCAGCCUUGCUAAAAUUUUAUCUCAAUGCGUUCCAGAUGACUCUCCCAGAUCAGAGUAAUUUAGUAAGAUGGGGUAAAGGUACCGAAAAAACUUGCUAUAUCUGCGGAAAGGCAGUUGGAACUGCCAAGCAUUUGCUGGUGGGAUGUAAGGUUCUCCUGGACAGCGGUCAAUACUCGCGUCGUCACGAUAGGGUUUUAGAGAUCAUACGUUUUGUGAGAGAGGGCACCAGGGCUAUAAAAUCAAACGUCAAGCCUUACUCUAUCCUUAAAGCGGCUUCGGAUUGGACUAUCAUGAUGGAUACGUAUGAGAAACAAUACAAAAUCCCCGAGGAUAUUUGUGCGUCGGCCUCCAGACCAGACAUAUUUCUAUAUUCGCGUAUUUUAAAGCGCGUUGUGAUGAUAGAGCUUACGGUGCCUUGGGAAACCAACAUCCCCAAAGACCAUGCCAUCAAGGUCAAUAAGUAUUACGAGCUCACUAACGAACUAACUCGAAAUAGGUUCGUCGUUGAUUUGUACGCGGUAGAGAUUGGUAUGAUCUAA
Molecule: messenger RNA, 5121 nt
Organism: Danaus chrysippus (African queen)
Lineage: Eukaryota; Metazoa; Arthropoda; Insecta; Lepidoptera; Nymphalidae
Source: the annotation of a GenBank genome assembly